Molecule: messenger RNA, 1858 nt
Organism: Lepus europaeus (European hare)
Lineage: Eukaryota; Metazoa; Chordata; Mammalia; Lagomorpha; Leporidae
Gene: TENT2
Product: terminal nucleotidyltransferase 2
Exons: 15
Coding region: 209-1663 (484 amino acids)
Cellular component (GO): cytosol
Molecular function (GO): poly(A) RNA polymerase activity
Source: RefSeq, a predicted model, not a curated record
GGGGCGCGGAGGUUUCCGAAAGUGCGGCGUUGUGUUGUGCGCGGGAGCCGGGCGGGAUCGCCGACUCCGGGGCCGCCGCGCCUGGCUCCCUCCCUGGCUUCGGCUGCCCCGGCCCCGGGAGCUGCAGGGGGUCGCCUCGUCUGUGUCUGAAAAGGUGAUGAGGAGCUGAAGGUAGAAGAAUACAUGUUCACUAACGGUGAACAAGAGCAUGUUCCCAAAUUCAAUCUUGGGUCGCCCGCCCUUCACUCCAAGCCAUCAGCAGCAUAGUAACUUCUUCACCCUGUCUCCAAGUCUUUACUCACACCAGCAGUUUAUAGAUGCACAAUUCAACUUUCAGAAUGCAGACUUGUCUAGGGCCGUGUCAUUACAGCAGCUUACAUAUGGAAAUGUCAGUCCAAUACAGACCUCAGCUUCUCCAUUAUUUCGAGGAAGGAAGAGAUUAAGCGAUGAAAAAAACCUUCCUCUUGACGGUAAACGGCAGCGUUUCCAUUCACCCCAUCAAGAGCCAACCGUAGUAAACCAGAUAGUGCCUUUAUCAGGUGAACGAAGAUACUCAGUGCCGCCAGUGUUUCAUGCACACUUUGUACCAGAUAUAGUCAGAUGUGUUCCACCUUUUCGAGAAAUACCAUUUUUAGAACCUAGAGAAAUCACACUACCUGAGGCCAAAGAUAAGUUGAGUCAGCAGAUACUGGAGUUAUUUGAAACAUGUCAGCAGCAAAUAAGUGAUUUAAAGAAGAAAGAACUCUGUCGAACACAGCUGCAGAGAGAAAUCCAGCUGUUAUUUCCACAAAGCAGACUUUUUUUGGUUGGAUCCUCUUUAAAUGGAUUUGGUACUCGAACCAGUGAUGGUGACUUAUGCCUAGUUGUUAAAGAGGAACCAUCUUUUUUUCAGGUAAAUCAGAAGACCGAAGCACGGCAUAUACUCACCUUAGUCCAUAAACACUUCUGUACCAGACUCUCUGGCUACAUUGAGAGACCUCAGCUGAUUCGUGCAAAAGUGCCAAUUGUGAAGUUCAGGGAUAAAGUCAGUUGUGUGGAGUUUGACUUGAAUGUAAACAAUAUUGCUGGAAUAAGAAACACAUUCCUUCUCAGAACUUAUGCAUACCUUGAAAAUCGAGUUCGUCCAUUAGUGCUGGUGAUUAAGAAGUGGGCCAGUCACCAUGAUAUAAAUGACGCCAGUCGUGGUACUUUAAACAGCUAUAGUCUUGUAUUGAUGGUUUUGCACUAUUUACAGACCUUACCUGAACCCAUCCUUCCAUCCCUCCAAAAAAUUUACCCAGAAUCCUUUAGUCCUGCUAUCCAGCUGCACCUUGUACAUCAAGCUCCAUGUAAUGUUCCUCCUUACCUCUCAAAAAAUGAAUCAACUCUUGGAGACCUCUUGCUGGGAUUUCUUAAAUAUUAUGCUACAGAAUUCGACUGGAACAGCCAAAUGAUUUCAGUUCGUGAAGCCAAAGCCAUCCCGAGGCCGGAUGGCAUUGAGUGGAGAAAUAAGUACAUCUGUGUGGAAGAGCCUUUUGAUGGAACAAAUACAGCCAGAGCUGUGCAUGAAAAGCAGAAGUUUGACAUGAUCAAGGAUCAGUUUUUAAAGUCAUGGCACAAAUUGAAAAGCAAGAGAGACUUGAACAGCAUACUCCCCCUGAGAACUGCCGUCCUGAAAAGAUAGCCGGUCGCUUUCUUGGUGUCACCUUGGAGAAAUAAAGAGCAUUAGCUAUGUCAUUUGCAUUAUGUUUACCUCCAUCAUGGUUUCUUUCUGAUUGUUCUUUUGGUUUUCAUGUUUUAUUUUUAAAAGGACAUACUUAUAUAAAGAUUGCAUAUUUUAUUAUGACAUUUCCUAAUAAAACCCUUUGAUUUAAAAAUA